GCUGCAUUAUACCUGACUCAACUGAUUCAGUCUUGGUGUCUGAAUAAUUUUGUUCUUGUUUAUGUUUUAUUACCUAUAUAUGCUCUCAUGGUUGUGUUCCUUUCUUUUGUUUUUUAACAAUUGGUACAUGAUGAUAUCAAAAAUGGAAUGAAGAAAGAAACCUAUGGUCUUAAAAAUCCACUUACUUUGAUGAGCUAUGUGACCCCUAUAAUGGCAAUUGCAACUGGUGUUCUUUCUUUGAUGCUGGAUCCAUGGCAUGAAUUGAGAAAGAACGAUUACUUUAAUAGCUCAUCGCAUAUUCUGAGAAGUAGUUUGCUAAUGUUGUUUGGUGGCACUCUGGCUUUCUUCAUGGUAUUAACAGAAUAUGUUCUUGUGUCUGUAACAAGUGCAGUAACAGCUACUUUUCAUCUCUUGAGUGGUUUAGGAUGCUAG
This is a messenger RNA of Salvia miltiorrhiza (redroot sage), 432 nucleotides long. Its product is annotated as probable sugar phosphate/phosphate translocator At1g06470. The transcript is spliced from 3 exons. Bases 148 to 432 code for a protein of 94 amino acids. The record is from RefSeq and is a predicted model, not a curated record. NCBI's taxonomy places the organism in Eukaryota, Viridiplantae, Streptophyta, Magnoliopsida, Lamiales, Lamiaceae.